Oldenlandia corymbosa var. corymbosa is the source of this 315-nucleotide messenger RNA. The record is from the annotation of a GenBank genome assembly. NCBI's taxonomy places the organism in Eukaryota, Viridiplantae, Streptophyta, Magnoliopsida, Gentianales, Rubiaceae.
AUGGCAGGACUUUGGAUUUUCAGAGAUGAAGUCACUUUCGACGCUUUUGGGAAAGAACAAGGUGUCAGGGCUGUCUAUGAAAGGGAAAGAGUAGCUACUGCUUACAGCUUGGCCCUGCGCCUCUACCGCCGCUACGAUGCCGUUGCUGAUGUUACAACGGCCGCCCGUCCAGAGGCGCCUAAUGUUCGAAGACGAAGGGAAAAUUUUAGGUGCAAUGCAACUUCUAUGGGAGUCCAAUCUCAGCUGGGUACUCUCGCUCAAAUUAUUAAAGCUAUUGAUCCAAAGCUACACCAGCAUCUUGGUAUUGGAAACUGA